AGACGCUUUAAAUGUUAGUUUAUGUUACUGUUGUUGUUCCCUUAGUUGUUUGCAGUCGAUUAAAUGACACCGGUGUAAGCGAAAGCCAAAUGCACACAUAGAAUAACCUGCUGAGUGCUAAGAAAGGAUCGCAACGAUGCCAGUUCGUUUUAAGACUGAUUCUGAGUACAGGCGUAGUUUUAAAUGGAAUGAUUCAUACCAUGGUGCAACACCAACAAAAGAACAACUUCAACCUGUAGCAGGCUUAUCCUCUGCAGACUUGGGCCAGUACAGUGGGGGCAUGUACGGCAUACCCACAGAACCACCGCUGCAGAGAAAGAAAAAGCCCAUCCCUCUCACAACCACAGCCACCACUAAAUACAUCAACGGAGAGUAUGAGCCAUCAGGGCAGCGGGUAGAAGACGAGUACACGCUGAUAGGUGAUCAGACCAAGUUUGGUCAAAGCAUUAAGUACAGGAACUUGAAGAAUGAUCGACGAAAGGCCUUGGCCAAGACUUUCAAUGUUGGAGGAAAAAGACAAGCUGCCAGACUUAAAAAUGGCACCAGUUCAGAUGAGCCUGGGCCAGCCCCAGCACCCAAGGUCAAUGUGGACACAGGGAAACCAAGGGUGCCACCUGCUCCAGCAAUAAAAUCUGCACCACCACCACCGCCACCCACGAAAUUCAAACCCCCACCACCGCAAAGACCGCCCCCACCAAAAGUCCAGAUUGAUACUGGAAAGAAAGAGCCACUGAGGGAAAGGAGGGAAGGAAUGAUGAACGAGUUUGUGCAGACUGAUAUGGAGAAAGGGGUCGCUGAUUCUGGACAGGAGGUUCCUCCGGAUUAUGCCAUGAAGUACAGAGCAGGGGUACCGCCACCCCGGCCGAAGAACCCAAAGAGGGUCUCUGAAUACCAGAAAGAGUUCAGCUGGAAGAAACCUGUGGAGUCAGUGCCAUUACUGCAAGCUGAACAGGUUGUAUACAACAGCAGUAUGGAUCUUCCCCCUUACAAGAGUGAUAACAUUCCACGCACAACAGAAUACAACAACCAGUUCAAACCCUGGACAGACUUUUACAAACCAGUGGAACCAAAGAAAACUGAGAAUGGACCAGAGGGAGGAAGAAAGAAACACAAGAUGAAGAGAAGUAAAAGUGAAGCAGAACUCAGGUUAAGUCCUGACAAGCGUCCCCCUGCUGGGAUACACCAGGUCACCUCUCCUGAUGACAAGAGACUGGUCAAAGAGUCCCUCAACCCACAGAGGAUAUUUUUCCCACACGGAAAAUACAGAAAUUAUCGUUCAGAGUACCACAGCAAUUUCAGGCCCCCAUGGAAAUAUACCUAUGAAGAUGGAGCCUGGAGAGGUGCAAACCCUCCUCAUAUCAUGCCAGUAAAGGAAAAUGAAUCAGACCCAGAGGCGGGACAGCAACCUCCUCCCCCCUCCCCUGGUGCCAACUGGUUUGCUGAGGUGGUAGAACUGAGGAAGAAGGCGGAGGAGUACAGGAAGAGAGCGCAGGGAACACAUUUCUCCAGGGAACACCUAGCACAAUUGCUGGCCCAGCAGGCAGAACUGUGGGAUCAAGUCAGCGAGAGCAGCACCCUGUCUGCACUGUCUCUGGAACAGCCAGCUAAGAAGCACAGGAGAAAAGAAAACAAAGAGAAUGAGCAACCUCGAGAGUCCAAGAGAACUGCUCCUCCUCCUCGACCUCCCCCACCUCAGGGAUCUGAGCCAGUCAGAAGGAAAUUAGCCUGGGAGAAGAGUGAAGAAGAUGAGAGAGCUUCAGGAAUUGGGUCAAUAGCAAGUCCAGAGGGUACACUAACGUCAGGCUCAAUGUCUGACACUGAAGGUACCCUUGGGGCAGAUGACGAUGAUGAAGGUAGAAUUCCUACUCCUCGGCUCAGAGUGGAACAGGUUCAGAGACAAUCCAAUGUACAACGACAUCACUUGGAUCGCACAACACCCGCAGUGGGCGGGGCACUCCUGACCUCACCUCCUCCUAGAAAGAGAACUCCAAGAAAAACCCCACCACAAGUUCAAAGGUCACAGCCUCAAUCUCAACCCAGCAGGGGUCGCCGUAGCAGCAGUAGCACCAGCAACAGUACAAUGUCCAACCAACCUCCACGGAAGGAAGGACCGCCAGCUGUUAAUGGCUCCUCUCCCACCUUUGGUAUGCCAACCCGCGACAGCCACAUGCUUAUUGACGACAGCGUCAGCUACGAUAGAGGCAUGGAGACCAAAUAUGUUCACAGUCCACAACCAAGCAAAGCCAGAAGAGAUCGCCCCAACUCUGGAUCCAUGCAUGGGCGUCCCAUGACAGCCAUGCCUCAGAAGCGUCAGCCUCAGCAGCCGCCAAACUACCCGUCUCCUAUCCCUGAACAGAUGGGGAAGACAUAUGCCAAACCAACUCUAGAAGCACUGAAAGCACAAGAAAGACUGGGUGAAUGGAAAAAACAAGAUGAUGAUACUUUAUCCACUUCAACAAGAUCUCUGGCAUCAAGCUGCUCUCUAGCAUCUGAAGUACUAGAAAGGGCUCGGAGCAGACGUGAUGAGUUUUGGGGAAAGCAACCUGGAGAAACUGGCAAGGAAAACCGAGCCCGCUAACUGUUUAAUCCCUAAAAUAUGGGGAACUGAAUUUAAGAGCAAAUACCUUUUUAAAAGUUUUUUUAGUUAAAUUAUUAGGCACAGUGGUUUCUUGAUUGUGAAAUUACAAUAUGAAAUACAUGAAAACGAAUGUAUUAUGAUCAAAAUCACUAUAAGUUUGUUUUUCUAGACAUCAUUUUAAAUAGAUUUAUAAAUUAGAUAAUCAAUUGGUGAAAAUAUCAAGGGUAGAUUACCUAUGUAAAAAUUAAACCAUUGCAAAUGUCUAUUGUUAUACGCAGAUUCUCUGGCAUUUUAAAAAAUAUUAGUGAAUGGACACAUUUUUAUUGACCUAGUUUUAGGGUAAGGUCAUGGGUUGAAGCUCCAUGGUUAUUUGUAACCUUUUUAAACAUCAUCAAGAGUAAUUUUUUCUCCACUUUGAACUUUAUUGUUCUUGAUGGUUUCCAUCUAAGGUGUCUGCUGUUGAAUUUUUACUGCAGUAUGAUAGCAUGAUUUAUUUACAAUUAAUCAGUUUUAUUAAACAUUUUUUCCUUCAUUUUGAGCUCGUAGAUAUUUAACCAAUCUGCAUGAAGUGCGUCUUUUACCGAUGUAAAAUUUGUAAAUAUUCUUAUGAUGCAGAAUUAAUACUUUGUCAUAAAGUUUCAGUCUUAGACUGUGAUAUUUUACAGAUUGUUAGUUAUUUUACUUUCAAAUGUCAGUUAUUUCAUCAUGACAUUACACUUUAAUAGAUUACCACCUACAGGAAAUAAUUAAAGUGUUGCAUGGGGUUUGUUAUCUGCAUGCAUCAUUUUUUAAAUUAUUUUGUAUGUGUUUCUAUUUAUUUCAGACUACAUUUGCUCCGUCUCGGUUUUCACCUUAGGUUUUGAACGUUAUUUCAGAUUUCUGAUCUGUCCGUUUUUGUAAUCAUAUUACAACAUAAAUGAACAUGGGUGUAAAAUAAUUAUAUACUUUGAAGAAAAUGCUUUGUUAAUGUUAUGACAUACUUCAUAAUUGAAUUGUUCACAUCCCUACAGGCAGCAUUUUGUAUGGUGAAUAAAGAUGACUUUUUGAAAUAAAGC
This is a messenger RNA of Lingula anatina, 3633 nucleotides long. RefSeq names its product stabilizer of axonemal microtubules 6-like. The record is from RefSeq and is a predicted model, not a curated record. Gene Ontology annotation, biological process: negative regulation of centriole replication. Lineage: Eukaryota; Metazoa; Brachiopoda; Lingulata; Lingulida; Lingulidae. Gene Ontology annotation, molecular function: microtubule binding.